Linum trigynum is the source of this 1802-nucleotide messenger RNA. Lineage: Eukaryota; Viridiplantae; Streptophyta; Magnoliopsida; Malpighiales; Linaceae. The record is from the annotation of a GenBank genome assembly.
UCUCAAUUAUGAAUUCAUAAUCUUUACACUAAUGUCGUUUUAUUUCACCUCAUGUCUGUAAAAGUUGUGAUAGACGUCAAAUUAGUAUGGGUGUCCUGGCGAUCUGGCAGGAGCUCCGUCGACCCCUGGUCCGACCCCACCUAAUGAAGCUGUUGGUCUCCGUCCUCACCCUCCACGGCGUCCAGGUUUUCUCAGGGAUAGACUUGCUCACGUCCGAGUCCCUGGCGUUCCCUCGCGACAAGCCAUCAUUCGAGGCGCUCGACUACCUGCUGGAGCAGCUCCCGCCGCUGUGCAGGAGGCUGUUCCCGAUCCUCGUGCCAAUCUUCAUCUCGGACGUGGUCGGACGUGGCCAGUUGCUGCGGUACAACUUGGCCGGGGUGGCAUCCUCGAUGGUUUUCAUCAACGUGUCCUCCACACUUCUGAAGAACGUGGUAAGAUCGAGAGGAAUCAAGCUGAUGUACAAGGUUAGUAUGUCAGCCUUCUUCGGGUCGUACUCAUUUGGUUUCGGCUCGGUCACCAUGAUUCACACCACCGAGGCCCUUCCAUUCAAGGUCCGGGCCCAGGUAAUUGGUAUUACCGUGAUGGUGAACAGGUUGGUCAGCUUCAUCCUUUAUUAUGUGAAAACAGCCACAGACACAUCAGUGGUGGAUGUGUGGUACUGAAUAACCAACGUCAUUCUACUAUCCGGUAUUUGGCUGUGCACCAAGUUUAUCUUAGAGAAAUCGAAGGAUUCGCUCGAGGAAGGAAUUCAGUCCAAUGCUCGAGUUGAGCUUAGGCACUACUGAUUCCGCCGAUUGAUCUCCUUAAAACUAUUCUGUCAAUGUAAGAUAUGAUCGCGUUCACGUAGUCUGUACUCUGUAGUUGAGAAUCCGAUAAAACUAUGCUGUCUAUGUAAUGUUGUUCAGAUAUGUGUAUUUGGACUUAAAUAGUUGCAUGUCCUGGUUAGAAUAGAGUACUAGUAUCAGUAUGAAUGUCAGAGACAAUAAUGGAACAGAGUACUGGUGGAUAUCCUUAUAUGUAGAAUGAACAUUACUUUUCCUACUUGUUCUUGUCGAAUAAUCGGAUCCGAGCAAAGCAAAGCAAACACCAUAGGCACGUGAUUCAAUCAAACUUUAUUUAAUCUUAGGUUGAACUAGAUUACAUCAUUUUAUUAUUUUUUUGGUAGGUGUUUGUGCCUAGUAAGUACUAGGCGGUUUGUAGGACAUGGGUGUCGCAUCUGUUCUUGGAAGGAGGGCGCACUCCAGAUCUCUGCAAAACAAGGGUCCGUGGGCGAUUGCCCGGGACACCCUCCAAUGCUUAAGUUAGAUAGAGAAGUGUGUAAUGAUGUGUUUGUUCUAGAGAAAGAGAGAAAGAGAGAGAGAGAGAGAGAGAGAGAGAGAGAGUAGUUGAGUUUACCAUCAAUGCUCUCAUGGUGCAUUUAUACCUGGGGUGGUGGUGGUUGAGUCAUUUAAUAUUACGUCAGGCGUCCUUGACAGAUCUACUCCCUAGGUGGACCGCCUUUGACGAGAAAUAAAUGCUCAAUCUUACCCAGCCCGAGGUACGUAUCUCAACGGAUCUUUGCUUUCUGUCAUGGUCAGUCGCUUUAUGUCAGGCGUUCUGGACACUCCUUGGGUUUGGAGUCGGCCUGGGACCGCCUGUCACCCUGGAUUGACCUAACUGGGCCGAAUACUCCAUUGGGCCCAACUAGCUGGUACUUUCCUCCUGGGCCCAAGGCCCAUGACCGCUCAACUACGUGGCCCAACAAUUGCCCCUUAGGCGGGAAAAACCUAGGUUUUUGGCGGCUAUAAAGAGAACUCCCAGCU